This is a messenger RNA of Epinephelus moara (kelp grouper), 1592 nucleotides long. RefSeq lists its product as uncharacterized. The coding region runs from base 966 to 1298 and encodes 110 amino acids. The transcript has 3 exons. The record is from RefSeq and is a predicted model, not a curated record. NCBI's taxonomy places the organism in Eukaryota, Metazoa, Chordata, Actinopteri, Perciformes, Serranidae.
GGUAGAGAGGGAAACAGGAACAGAAAGUGAAGACUUGUCAAGAUGUCUGGGUGAGGGGGACCAGAACAGAGCAGAAACCAGAUGCCAAAACAGAAACAACAGAAGUUUGAGCAGCUGACUGGAUUAGACAGGAGGGGCGAGUUGACCUGCCACUUCACAUGUGCCUGCGAGUCGUACCAAACCUCUACAGACAAGUGAAGCAUAAAGUUGAGGAGUCUUUGAGUACAGCAGGAAGGGUGGCAUUAACUUGUGACGCCUGGACUUCAAGACACACCCAUAUUUAACCACCUCUCUGCAAAACUAAACUGAAAGCCAAAGGGCAGGAGGACAGGAGAAGACUCAGGAAGACAAAGGGAAAGAAAACAGUCCAUGGGAUGCCAAGCAGCGUAAACAAACUUGGCUGAAACACGGAUUUUCAUCAAGAUCAUCACAACGGGGCCAUUUCAAAGAAAACCUUGUUAUACACAAAUCAGGUUUUGGUCUUUUUGAUUUGUUUAAAGAACGCGUUGGCUUUGUAACCACCUCACAGGACACUUCAAGGAAGAGGCCAUACAUGAAGUCAACCUCCAUGCUUCCAGCGUUUCCAUUUAACAUAAACAACCCAAGCCUGAGCGCAUAUACAACAAGCCUCAUCAGAUAGAGCUGUAAACUCUGAUCUUUAGAAGCAGAAAACAGGAGCACAUGAAAGUUUAAUGUAUCUGACCUGACAGCUGCUGGGUCGGUGGGCGUUUGAUGUUUUGUUGAGCAAAGAAUAAAACUUCAUAUUGUACAACUUUAAAGCUGGAACCACAUUAUGAUAAAGGAGGUAAAUUAACUCCAUAUCUUGAUAAUCCGUGUGACUCCAGCUGCCUAAUAUGCACAUUUACUGACUCGCAAACUUCACAACCCUCUAAAGGAUUUAUUAAAACUUUACAACUGCCAGAGAGCGUCAAUUAACAGGAGUCACAGCUCCGUAUCCAAAAGCCAUGGAUGGAAGAACAGACAGCAUCCAGGAUUUUUUCAACCAACUUUGGAGCUUCGCUACAGACAAGCACGACCAGGGGGUCUUCAACACUGUCUGUCUGGUGGUCCUCCUAACUCUUCCCCUGCUGGUGCUCCUCACCACUUUUGUCGUGUGCUGCCACUGCUGCUGCUGUCGCCAUGCCAACAGCUGCUGUUGCUGCUGCUGCAAAGACGCCAUGGCAACCGCAAGGUCAGAAACGAAGAAGAAAAAGAAUUCAGCCAACACUGAAGACUUGUGGAUCUCUGUCAAGACAGGGCCGAUGACGCCUGACAGGGUCGCCCUGGCCAUGGUGUAGGAAUCCAUUUUAUAUUUUGAAAUUUCUGAUCCUGGGUCAGUUGGUGCAGUCGAGCUGACCAAGCUUCUCAAAAGAGUGAAACUCGAACCAGCUCGAACUCAAAGGACACUUUAGACCAAUGGGAGAGACCUCACAUUGUCAUGGGCACAGAUUUGGUUGUAAACAGUGUACAGAUUCUUGUUAUUUUGUAAUCAUGUGAUGUCAUGUGUGGAAAAUGUUUACAACAUUUUGUAUGAUCUUUUUAGUGUGUGGUACAUAAAGGAAGAAAUAUGCAGAGCCAUAUAUACCUGCAAA